This is a messenger RNA of Aspergillus terreus NIH2624, 1305 nucleotides long. Its product is annotated as Myb-like DNA-binding domain protein. The transcript has a single exon. Gene Ontology annotation, cellular component: nucleus. Gene Ontology annotation, molecular function: protein heterodimerization activity; histone binding. NCBI's taxonomy places the organism in Eukaryota, Fungi, Ascomycota, Eurotiomycetes, Eurotiales, Aspergillaceae. The coding region runs from base 1 to 1305 and encodes 434 amino acids. The record is from RefSeq and is a predicted model, not a curated record.
AUGGAGAGUCCGACGAAAAGACCGCGGCUGGAUCGCAGUCCAGAACCCGAAGUCGACCCCAACGAAAUGGAUCUGCAGGAAGCCCGGGCCCAGAACGAUCUCCGUUUGAAAUCCAUCUUCGAGAGCAUCUUUGAAAAAUACGGCAAGGAUUUUACGGAGGUGGGAGACGAAAUAGAUCUGAAUACGGGCGACAUUAUCGUGAACAAUGGCCAUAUCUUCACGAUGGAAGGGGAGGAUGACACCGGUGAAAGGGUCGAUUGGAUGUCUGAUGAUGCGGACUCGCCGGCUUCGAUAUCCCACGGACAAGACAGCGAGGAGGACCCGGACCAACAAAUCACGGCCAGGGGCAUUGCCGACUACAUGGAGUCCAGAUUUGGAAGCUAUGGGCCCAGACGCGACGAUAUACAACCUGAGGACCUUCCCAUCAAAACCGAACCGGAGACAAAACAGAGCCCGACCGAAACAAGGGGCCCGCAAGAUGAACCCCCGCUGGCAGAUUCAGAAGCAGACGACGACAUGGAUUCGGUAGUGUUUGUUCAGAUGAAUGUCCAGAGCGCUCCAAAACAUUCGCAACCGGAGACAAAGACCACUGAGACUGGCACAGAAAAAGCAAAAUUCGCGCCCGGAACGUCUACCCAAUCCCUGAACAGGCUACCUGAGCCUGUGGAGUCAAUUUGGCGCGUUCCUGAGAUUGACGCAGACUUCUCCACGCCUGUGCCACGGAGGUCGCGUCCAACUUCCUCCUUCAGUGCUGUACGCUCUGCAUCUCCACCCGGGAGACGCUCCCUUUGGGCACUGCCCUGGACGAAACAAAGACGCAGUACCGAUGCUACAAAGAAGAGAAGCGCCAAGAAGCCUCGAAGGACGAAAAAACACCAAUCCAGCCCCGCCGUGUACGACUGGUCCUUUGCAGAGACCGCCGAUGCAAGCGACUCGGACGACCCGUUGCAAGACAAUCACCAGCCUUCUCCCACGCCCAAACAAGCUCUUACGAUCAGAGGGAAAUGGGAAGGUUCGGGCACCCCGAGUCGCACAACAGAUCGAUGCGACUUCUGUAAGAAGACGUUCAGUCGGGAUGGUUACAUAGCCCACCUCCGAGCUGUCGUGGAAUCUGGUUCGCCGGACGACCAGCAUGAUGCAGCAAAAGCAUCGAAGAGGUUAGGUGCGAUUUCAAAAGACGUUCCGGAAACGCCGAAAACUGUUACGAAACAUGCUCCGUCGAAUACUGCUCAGAUGACAGACAUGCAAAGUCUAGACGAUGCAGCCACGCACCUGACACCUACGAAGCCCGUUGGACCCGCUUAG